This is a messenger RNA of Microtus ochrogaster (prairie vole), 2284 nucleotides long. RefSeq names its product interleukin 22 receptor subunit alpha 1 (gene Il22ra1). Gene Ontology annotation, cellular component: plasma membrane. Gene Ontology annotation, molecular function: protein binding; cytokine receptor activity. Lineage: Eukaryota; Metazoa; Chordata; Mammalia; Rodentia; Cricetidae. The transcript has 7 exons. Gene Ontology annotation, biological process: cytokine-mediated signaling pathway. The record is from RefSeq and is a predicted model, not a curated record. Bases 1 to 1755 code for a protein of 584 amino acids.
AUGGCGGAUGUCAUGGAGGGUGAACCGUGGCUCACAAAGCAGGGAGCAGCAUUGGAGAAUGAAGCUCACACUGCUGCUGACAAGUCUGGUCUCCUUCGAAAUGUGAAAUUCCGGUCCAGCAACUUUGAAAACAUCUUGAUAUGGGAGGCUGGACCCAACAGCACCCUGGACACGGUCUACAGCGUGAAGUAUAAGAGGUAUGGAGAAACAGAGUGGUUGGCCAAGGCAGGCUGCCAACGGAUCACCCAGAAGUCCUGCAACCUAACUCUGGAGACGGGCAACCUCACCGAAUUUUACUAUGCCAAUGUCACAGCUGUGAACCCAGGAAAUCAAGGACAUGAGAGAAGUGGCCGCUUCAGCCCACAGCAACACACCACCAUCAGACCACCAGACGUGACCUGUAUCCCCAAAGUGAGGUCUAUUCAGAUGCUGAUCCACCCCACCUUCACACCCAUCCUCUCGGAAGAUGGUCACUGGCUAACCCUGGAGGAGAUUUUCCCCGACCUGUUCUACAGCUUAGAACUCCGCGUCAACCACACCUACCAAAUGCACCUUGAAGGCAAACAGAGAGAAUAUGAGUUCCUUGGCCUGACUCCCGACACAGAGUUCCUCGGGUCCAUCACAGUUUUGGCUCCGAUGUGGUCCAAGAGAAGCGCCCCCUACGUGUGUCAAGUGAAGACGUUGCCUGACCGGACGUGGGCCUACUCCUUCUCCGGUGCCGUGCUGUUCUCCAUGGGUUUCCUUGUCGGCUUGCUCUGCUAUCUAGGCUACAAAUAUGUCACCAAGCCACCCGUGCCUCCUAACUCCCUGAACGUCCAGCGUGUCCUGACCUUUCAGCCCCUACGAUUCCUCCAGGAGCACGUGCUGGUCCCUGUCUUGGACCUCCAUGGCCCGGGAAGUCACGCUCAGCCCAUCCAGUACUCUCAAGUGUUGAUCCCCGGGCCCAGGGAGCUGCCUGGAGCUACACAGCGGCACAGCCUACCUGAGGUCACCUACAUAGGGCAGUCAGAUGCCUCCAUCCUCCGGCCCACCAACGUGCCACCUCAGCAGACAUUAUCCCGACCGUCCUAUGCCCCAAAGGCUGUCACUGAGGUCCAGACCCCUUCCUAUGCACCUCAGAUAGCCUCUGAUGCCAAAACUCUGGUCUACUCGCCACAGCAGCUGAUGAAGACCCAACCUUCCACCUAUAAUGCGCAGGGCAUUCUGGAUAGCUGGGCUGCUUCCUAUGCUGUGUGUGGCGAAGACACUGGCCAAGACUCCACUCCUGAGGUCCUCUCCAGUCCCAAACACCUCAAGUCCAAAGGUCAGCUCCACGGAGACACACUUGCUGAAAGUUGUCUCCCGGGGGACCUUUCUCUGCAGGGAGUCACCUCCUUGGCUGACAAGGAGGUAAAAAGACCAAAAUCACUACCCCCACCUCUGGGGUUUUGCACAGGCAGAGGGCCUGACUUUAAGGCACUGCACAGUGAUGAACCAGAGACACCAGGGUACCUGAAGGGGGCAUUAUCCCUCCUGUCCUCGGUCCAGAUCGAGGGCCACCCUGUCUCCCUCCCUUUGCACACCCAUUCCCUCUCCUGUUCCCCCUCCGACCAGGAACCAAGUCCCUGGGGCCUGCUGGACUCCCUCGUGUGUCCCAAGGACGAAGGUCUGGAGGCUGAGAUUGAGCCCAGUGCUGCAGCGUCUGAGCUGGAGCAGCCCACAGAGCUGGACUCUCUUUUCAAAGGCUUGGCCCUGACUGUACAAUGGGAAUCCUGAAGGGAGAUCAAAGCGAGCAGGCCUGGGCACCCUCCUGCCUGACCCCCGCUGAAAACCCCACACCCACAGGCUCUAAGGCCCAGCCCCAGGUGGGUACCCUGGUGAGAGCCAGCAAAAGGAAGAUUUGGGCCCCAAGUGGGAACACGAAUGUACGGUGAAGGCUCUAAGGGAGAGACGACAGGCGGGCAGCAUAUUCAAAUGGCCUGUGCCACCGAGCCCAGCAGGUAAGACAGAGGGAGCUGUAAUGCAGGAGACCUUCCUAGAGACCCAUGCCACCCCGUCCCUCAGCUCCUAGGCCAUUGGGCCGGAGGCUGCCUAUCUUCACUUGCUUUCUGACCAGCUCCCUAACCUAAUUUAGCCAAGGGUGAGACAGCCACCUUCUCUGAAAGAGCUUGGGUUGGAAGCCAGGGGGCCCAGCACAGCCGGCACUUCCGCCAAGGCCAGAGGCAGCACUGUGGCAAGACUUCCGGGCAGAGUGUGGCUAAGGGCUCACUCCCUGCCGCCGGUCCCUUCUUUGCUCUUCUAUGGG